UUAUAAUUCUCACUCAUUGUAUUUGUUGCUUAAAGCUUGCCCUCUUCCCUUAUCCUUUCUCUUUCUCUGCUGAGAGAAAAGCAAAGAAAACAACUCAGCUGCCAGCUUCACCAUCUGAAGGGAAUUCGAAGCUACAAAAAAUAUUGCAAGAAAAAGUGAUAGAAAGAGAAAAGAGAGACCCACUAGGCCACCAAGUCACUGAAUUGAGGGUCACCUACAAAUUAUGUACUAGUAGGAAAAAAAAAGGGAGGGAGUGGGUUGGAAAGAGGAAAAAAGACGUAUAAUCCCACGCAUGAUCAUGGAUGGUGAAACUGAAAAUGGGAUCCGCAGGCCAAACUUCCCUUUACAGCUUUUAGAGAAGAAGGAACAAGAACAAGAACAACCUUGUUCCAACACCAGCAACGCGGAGACAAGCUCCAAAACAAGCUUGGAACCUCCCAAGAAACCCCCUGCUAAGAGGUCUUCUUCCAAGGACAGACACACCAAGGUGGAUGGCCGAGGCCGCCGCAUCCGCAUGCCUGCCACAUGUGCUGCUAGGGUUUUCCAGUUAACAAGAGAGCUUGGUCACAAAUCAGAUGGUGAAACCAUUGAAUGGCUGCUUCAACAGGCUGAGCCUGCAGUUAUUGCUGCCACGGGGACAGGUACUAUUCCUGCAAAUUUUACGUCCCUUAAUAUUUCACUCAGGAGUUCAGGUUCCAGCAUAUCGGCUUCCCACUUGAGGAAUACUUAUUUCAAUCCGAACUUUUCUACGCAACAAUUGAGGAUAAGAAGUGAUUGGGAAAGGACUGUGCUUGACGACUCAUCUCAGCAACAACGGAGGAUUUUAUUUCCUGGGGUUGCUUUACCGUCAGAGGAUUCAUUAAACUUUCCAAGUAGUAGUAGUGUGAACGCUUUCUUGCAAGCUAAGCAAGAGUAUCGGGACGCUAGUUUGGAUGUCACGCAGGUGGCGGCUGAUACUAGCAUAGGGAAGAAGAGAAGGCCUGAGCAACAAGAAUUGUCACAAAAUCAAGUGGGGAGUUCCUUGAUACAAUCAAGUACAGGUUCAAUUCCGGCGAGCCAUAAUCCGAUUCCGACAACAUUUUGGAUGGUGACAAAUCCUAGCAACCAGGUGGUCAGCGGGAGUGGCACUGGGGAUCCUUUGUGGACAUUUCCUUCAGCUAGUAAUACUAAUCUUUAUAGAGGUAAUAUGUCUAGUGGGGUGCAUUUUAUGAAUUUUGCAACUCCAAUGGCUCUCCUGCCUGGACAACAAUUGGGUUCAGGAAUUGGUGCCGGUGGUUUAGUUACCGACAGCCAUUUAGGCGUCCUCACCGCACUAAAUUCAUAUAGGCCGAUUCCAGGCACCAGUGUCUCGGAGUCUUCAGCCAGUGGAUCACAUCAACACCAUGGUGGAGAAGAUAGGCAUGAUUCAACUAGAUAGAGUCUCGCCAUGCCUUUAGCUCAAAAUUACAAGUGUAUGGCUUGAUCAUGCUUUAUUCUUUUUUCUCUUAUUUUUAUAGUACAUAUAUUGUUCAAUUUGCAAAACGGCUGAAAGUUUGAAUGCU
Durio zibethinus is the source of this 1541-nucleotide messenger RNA. The record is from RefSeq and is a predicted model, not a curated record. NCBI's taxonomy places the organism in Eukaryota, Viridiplantae, Streptophyta, Magnoliopsida, Malvales, Malvaceae.